GUUUCCUGGUGUGAGCGUAGCCUAUAAUAAACGUGAAUAGGUUUGAGUACUCCCUCAUUGUGGAAGCGAGUCAGGGACCAGACACACAUCGACCAUGCUGCAGCUGAAAUGGGUAUUCUCCGUUAUAUAUCUUCUCUCGCGGUGCUCUGUGCGUGAGGCUUAUGUGAUCAGGCGUUCCGGCAAGGCCGAAUCAUCAGAUGAGUCUUUUUCGGGAUUUCUCUCUGACCACCCUUUUAACAGCCUGUCAGGUUCCUGCAAAAACAGGUGCUUUGAACUAGUGGAAAGUGAACCCCCGAACUGUCGCUGUGACAACCUGUGUAAAACAUACAAUACUUGUUGCUCAGACUUUGAUGAGCAUUGCCUGAAAACAGCGGGGGGCUUUGAGUGCGGUAAAGAGCGAUGUGGUGAAACUCGUAAUGAACAGCAUGCCUGUCACUGCUCAGAAGACUGUAUGACCAAAGGAGACUGCUGUACCAACUACAGGUCUCUCUGCAAAGGUGAUGCUCCCUGGUUGCAGGGAGAGUGUGAAGAAAUUAAAAGUCACGAGUGUCCAGCUGGGUUUGUUCGGCCACCUGUCAUCAUGCUAUCUGUUGAUGGCUUUCGUGCGUCUUACAUGAAAAGAGGACGCAUGGUGAUCCCCAAUAUCGAGAAACUCAGGUCAUGUGGAACUCAUGCACCAUACAUGAGACCUGUGUACCCCACCAAAACCUACCCAAAUUUGUAUACAAUUACAACAGGGCUUUAUCCUGAGUCUCAUGGAAUUGUUGGUAACUCCAUGCAUGAUCCUGGCUUUGAUGCCAACUUUAACAUUCGUGGGAAAGAAAAGCUCAACCAUCGUUGGUGGGGAGGACAACCUAUCUGGAUAACAGCAGUGAAACAAGGAAUAAAGGCUGGUACAUUUUUCUGGCCAGUUGGGAUUCCAUUGGAAAGGAGAGUUCUGACCAUGUUGCAGUGGCUUCACCUUCGGGAUACAGAGAGGCCAUAUGUUUAUGCAAUGCAUUCUGAACAGUUGGAUUCCUAUGGCCACAAACUAGGACCCCACAGCACUGAGAUUGACAGUGCACUGAAGGACAUUGAUAAGGUGAUUGGUCAGCUAAUGAAUGGCCUGAAACAGAUGAAACUGCACCGUUGUGUCAAUAUCAUCUUGGUUGGAGACCAUGGCAUGGAGGAAGCUCAUUGUGACCGGACAGAAUUCCUGAGCUCAUACAUGUACAACACUGAGGACAUCAUCCUAAUUCCUGGGUCUCUGGGAAGAAUCAGAGCCCGAAAUCCAAACAACUCAAAAUAUGAUUCAAAAGCAAUUGUAGCAAACCUCACGUGUAAAAAGCCAGACCAGCACUUCAAACCAUACUUGAAGCAACAUCUUCCCAAACGUUUGCACUAUGCCAACAACCACAGAAUUGAGGAAGUUCACUUGAUGGUUGAGAGGAAAUGGCACAUAGCACGGAAGUUCUAUGAAUCAAAAAGGAAUCCAGGGAAAUGUGGGUUUGCUGGUGAUCACGGAUAUGACAAUAAAAUCAACAGCAUGCAGACCAUUUUCCUUGGGUAUGGACCAUCUUUCAAAUUCAAGACAAAAAUUCCACCGUUUGAGAAUAUUGAGCUUUAUAAUGUCAUGUGUGAUCUCCUUGACUUGAAGCCUGCUCCUAAUAAUGGUACUCAUGGUAGCCUUAACCAGCUCUUGAGGGCCCCUGUACACAUACCCAGCAUGCCUGAAGAAGUGUCCAAGCCAAACCCUGCAGGACCAAUCACAUCUCUUAACGUUGACCUGGGCUGCACCUGUGAAGACAAGUUGCGUUCAAAAAGUAGGGGGCAGAGGGCAUUGAAAGUGACCCUAGUAAGAGGCUAUAACCUGGAGUCACUGUGGCUCUGUCUGUUACAGAACAAAGUGGAAGAGCUCAAUCAACGACUGAGACAAGUUAUUGAUGACAACAAAAAUCUUCCUUACGGUCGGCCGGCAGUCAUGAUCCGCACCAAAUACUACAUCCUUCAUCAUAGUGACUACAUUAGUGGUUACAGUGAAGCUUUGUCCAUGCCUCUCUGGACAUCUUAUACUGUAUCUAAGCAGGUAGAUUUCACCCCUCUGACUGAGGCUCUGAGCAACUGUGUUCGCCCUGAUAUUAGAGUUCCUUCAGUCUACAGUCAGUCCUGCUCAAACUACCGUGCAGAUAAACAGAUCUCCUACAGCUUCCUCUAUCCACCUCAGUUGUCCUCCUCUCCAGAAGUGAGAUAUGAUGCUGUACUCAUUACCAACACUGUACCAAUGUAUCCAGCAUUCAAACGUAAGUGUACCUUAAAGAAACUAUAUCUAGUUAGAUAGGAUUCUUCACCCAAA
This is a messenger RNA of Carassius auratus (goldfish), 2332 nucleotides long. RefSeq names its product ectonucleotide pyrophosphatase/phosphodiesterase 2 (gene enpp2). The coding region runs from base 95 to 2317 and encodes 740 amino acids. Gene Ontology annotation, biological process: phosphatidylcholine catabolic process; immune response. Lineage: Eukaryota; Metazoa; Chordata; Actinopteri; Cypriniformes; Cyprinidae. Gene Ontology annotation, molecular function: polysaccharide binding; zinc ion binding; alkylglycerophosphoethanolamine phosphodiesterase activity. The transcript is spliced from 22 exons. The record is from RefSeq and is a predicted model, not a curated record.